Messenger RNA from Racocetra fulgida, 3363 nucleotides. NCBI's taxonomy places the organism in Eukaryota, Fungi, Glomeromycota, Glomeromycetes, Diversisporales, Gigasporaceae. The record is from the annotation of a GenBank genome assembly.
AUGUAUGUUCAUAGAUGUCGGUUCGUUGAAUAUACACCUGCAGCGAUCAAUGCACUGGCUUUUACGCCAUUAUCAACUCAGCCUCUCCUUGCAUGUGGUCGAGCUAAUGGUGAGAUUGAAAUAUGGAAUCCUACUCAACUUCUAAUUAAAACUCUUAUGAGAAAUGAUGCCAAAGUUAUGGCAUUGGCUUGGAACAAUGAUGACAAAUUUAUCGUUUCUGGCUCAUCUGAUUGUAAUAUCGUUAAAUGGAAUGUUCAUGACGAUGGCACAAUCGUUAGCGGCGAUUCGUUAGGCAAUGUCUGUUUUUGGGAUAGUAAACAUGGCACCAUGUUACAAAAAUUUAAAGCACAUGAUGCAGAUGAAGGUACUAUGGUCUUUUCAUCCGGAGUUGAUCGUAAAUGUAAUUUAUUUCGUAUGACCGAUAAUUUCGCCGCUCAAUCGUCUAAUGAUACUGAUUCCAAUGAAGAUAAUUGGGUUUUGGUGGGGUUUCGAAGAACACAUUUACAUGAUGUGAAAGCAAUUGCUUUAAGGGAGGAUUUAAGUGAUAAAUUUUUUGUUUCUGGGGGUGUGGAUACUUCAAUUUUGGUUUCACAUUUUGAUGGUUUUCCCGAGGACAAACUCCAACGAUUACCUUUUAUUCCUCAAAAACCUUUGAUCAGUAUUUCAAAAUCAAAAAAGCUUUUGAUGUAUCGAAGUACUAAUCAGAUCAAGAUGUGGAGAUUGGCCAAAUUGCAGGACUCUUGGCAACUUGAACAGAUUCCAAACCUGGAUUUAAUUGAACCACAGAAAGCAAUUUUGGAAAUGACCUUGAAGGGUAAUAAUCAUCUCAUGGCAAGUGCAUUAUCAGAAGAUGGCGAAUGGAUUGCAGUUUCUGAUGUAGAAACAAUAAAAGUGUUUAAAACCCAAAAUGAUCUUGUGAUAGUUCAUAAUGACUUUUCAAUAACAAUUGCUGAACUCGACAAUUCACAUUAUAAAGAAAUUAAAAUACUUAAACAAUUUUAUGAACAUGCUCAACCACUUGAUGGAAAUACAACGGUCGUCAAUUCUAUAGCUGUGAGCGGUGAUAGUCGAUGGCUUGCAGUAGGUGAUCUUUUGAACAGAAUUAAUGUGUAUAAUUUAAAAACCCUUGAGCUUCAUUCAACACUUCCCGAAUUCACUUCAACUCACACGGCAUUGGCUUUUUAUCCAACAAAAUCUACUCUUGUGAUCACUUUAUCUUCCAAUGAAUUUUUCCUUUAUGAUAUUGAAUCACAAAAGCUCGAUGAUUGGUCACUAACGUAUUCCAAAAGUCUACCAAAAACAUUUCUCAAUUUAGAGAAUAGGCUUGUUGGUUGCGCGUUUAAUCCUGCAAAUAAUGAUACAAUUAUACUUUGGGGAGCUAAUUAUUUUUGCCUUAUUGAUUUUGAUAAAUGUCGUAAAGAUAAGGGGCACCAACCACAUUUGGUUACGUGUACAGGAUUACGGGAAAAAUCAAAAAAUAAAGCAAUUGAACGGACACCAAAACAGAAUGGUCUAACGAAAAAAAGAAAAAGGGACAAAGCUGAAAAAAAUAUAAAAAGGGCCAGAGCUGAAAAAAUGAAUAAUUUCCAACUCGUUUAUAGAUAUCGCUCAUUAAUGUAUAUCGAUUUUAUUGAACCCAAUACUAUGAUAGUGGUAGAAAGGCCAUAUGCUGCUAUUUUGGAAAAUUUACCACCCUCAUUUUACAAAGCUCAAUAUGGGAGUGAAGGGGACAUUUUCUUUGAAGCAACUCCAGAAGUUGGCGUCGUAAAUGGUAAUAUGAAUCAAAAAAACCAGCCUGAAGACUCUAAUGCAGACCAAUUUAAUGUAAACAAAAAUGAAUUCAGAAAGAGAGAAAGAUUACAUGAUCAUUCAAUGUCUAUCGAUUCUGUAAUUUCUCCAAUGCAAUCGGUUUAUAUGACACCGCAAGACUCUACCUGUAAUUUAUUGAUAAAUGCGAUAAAACAGGCUGCACUGACUAAUCAUUACGACCCAAAAUUACGGUCAGAUUACAUAGCAACUUCUCCUACCACAACUCCAUUUUUUACGACACCGUCAACUCCCUUCGGCCCUGGUAGGCAAACCAUGGAUUUUAGUAAUGUUCAUGAUUUUAAUUUUGCAUCAAAUACUUCAAAACCACCUAUAAAUGUUGCCGUAGCAGAGAAAAUAAAAGAAUUUGAAUCACGAAUAAAACAAACUACCUCACAAUCAAAUUUAAAACCAAUAAUAGAAACUUCGGAAUCUCCAAAGUAUAGUUCUACUCCAAAAUCUAAUCAAUCUUCUGGAUCUCCGAGGUAUCAUCAUACUGUUGAACCUUCUUCAGGAACAAAUACUUUUGUAGCAGAUUCUUAUGAUCACAUUGAAAUUGAAAAAGACACUAUAACAUCUCCAGUAACACCUUCAGGUGGUUCACCAAUAGAACAAAUAAAUGUGAAUAAUCAUUUUUCAGGAAAAUCUACGGUUGAAAAAUGGUUUACAUCAUCAGAGAUUACUGAAGAUAAUCGCAUAAGUAAAGACCAUCGUAUAAAUUUAACUUUAAAUACAAAUACCCAUAGUAAACGGAAUUUAUCAAGGGAUGUAAUUAUGGAAGAAACAACAGAUACUGUAAAAGAAAUAAAUAAAGAAGAGAAUUAUAGAAGAAUAUCAAAAGUUUCUUAUGUGACAAGAGGUGAUACAACUUCUAAAAGUGAUAGCACUACUGAAGUUGGCGGGACAGAGUCUCCGAUAUCUUUAAAAAGAGUUUCUGAAAAAGAUGUCCUCUCUCCUACUUCAUCGAAAACAUCAUCAAAAAGAAUCUCUAAAGAAUCAACCAUACUAUACCUUAAUAACCCGAAUCAAAUUCCUAAAAUCAUCACCGACUUCAAAGCAGGUGAAGAUAUUUCAUGGAUAAUUACUUCUUACAACGUAGCAGGUUUAGUAUCACUCGUGGCAAUAUUCAUUUUUGGAUCCGGUUCAAUAUUAUGUGGUGCUGCGCAAAAUAUUCAAUGGUUAAUUUGCGCAAGAGCUCUAAUGGGAUUGGGUGGUGGAAUUAUCAUACCAACUGUAUUUACCAUUAUAUCGGAUGUCGUUCCUACUCUUCAACGUAAUCCUUUCAAUAAUUCUGUCAACUUUGCUUUCGCAUUUGGAUUGGUUUUAGGUCCAAUUGUUGGUGGUUUAUUCGCUGACUAUUUAUCUUGGAGGUGGUCAUUUUAUAUGAAUGGUGUAUUAUCAAUUAUACCCAUUAUAUCAUUAUGGUUUGUUUCAAUACUUUAUGCUCCAACUGAUCCGGUGUUCACAAAGUUAAAACUUGUAGAUUGGCUAGGAAUUGUCCUGCUGGCGGUUGCUUCUACUGUUGGCCUUUAUCAUCUUCGAGAUAAAAUAUGCUGA